AUGUUUUGACAUACAUUCACAUGAAUGGAGUGUGCCACGUCAAUCUGGAAUUUUGAGCUGAUAUGAUCCAAUUUUACUACGCUCGGAUAGUGCAGGCAACAACCUAGCGAUGGAGGGUGCGAUUCCCGCGGAUAUUUUCACCUCCGAUUUGGCGGAGACGUUAGAAUCGGACGAAAACUACUGGUACCAGAAUGAGUUGCAGUUAGCAGCAGAGCUAGGCAAGACCCUUCUGGAGAGGAACCGAGAGCUUGAGACACAGUUGGCAGCGGCACAGCAGCUGAACCAUGACCAGACACUUGAGAUUGACUUCUUAGCGAAGCAGAUUGAGACCCUGCGGGAGCUAAACCAAUCGAAGAUGAGAGUAUACGAAGAGGUUGACAAGAACUCACAGGAGAUCGAAAAAAUCAAUCAGUCACUUCAGAGGGAAUGCAAGGCAGACAAGGAAAAAAUCAAAAGACUGAUUGAGGCAAUAAAUGGCAUGGAAACCAAGUGCGAGUCUUUACAGAAUGAGGUGGAGACUCUCAGACAGGCUGAACGUGAAGCACAGCAAAAACCAGUCGUGAAACGACGAACAAAGAGCGUGCCCAGUCUCAAAGAAUUAGGACUAUUCGCUGACUAUCAUUUAGUAACAAACAGUAGGCAAGGCACCUUGACUCCACAGGAAGUUGAAAUCAAGAAACUGCAGCUGAUUGUGAAAAACUUGAGUUCUAAACUGAGUUGUGAACAGCGCCGGAAUGACACUGCGGAGUCCGAACUCAUGGCUGUGACACUGGAGAAUAAGUUAUUAGCGGAUCGUGUGAGGGAGCUACAGGACAAUGCGCAUUUAAUCAAAAGACUUGAGAAGGAACUCCAGGAUUUGGAGAACCGGUCGUCCGGUAAGAAUGACGUUUUCUGUGAUAGGUGUAAGAAGUGUGUCGAUGCGGUUGAGAGGUUCGCCACAGUGCCGGAACAUGACGGAGAGUGUGAGAUCCGACACGCGGAACUGAUGAAACAUCAAAAUGGUGGCAGUAUCUAUGGGAGCAGGGAAUCUCUUCAAAGCGAAGGUGUGGACAAACAGGACUUGAGUACUUACGUUGCCGAGGAGGUUCAUAUCUCACUUCUAUCAGAACUUGACCAACAGUAUCAUCAUCUUGUUCAGAAAUACGAACAACUCUUAGAGGCGAAAGGGCGCAGAGAUUCAGGAAAGACGGACGCCCAUGACCAGAGAAGACAUAAAGAAGCACAGGUACAAACUGCGUUGACACCCAGAGCCCCAAGACCCCUUAGCCUACCACUGCCGGCGAAUUUUCGUAUUACAGCCAUGACUUUGCCAUCCCCUGGUGUUGAAGGAGAGCCCGAGUACAAGCAACUAUUCCGAGAGAUCUUCGACACUCUGCGGCGUACUGUUGAGGACCAGGAGGGUCUGACUCCUGUGGUAGCAGGCUCAAAGAGCCCGCUGAAGCCAACAAAUAAGAGGAAUGGUACAGACAAAGCGAAUACUUCUUGUAAAUGAAUAUCGAACGAUGUGGUGGCACCUUUUUUGCUAAGCACUAACUGAAUCAAUUUUGUACCCGUUUAUGGGUUCCACAAAAUAAUCUGACUGUCCUUCGAAAGGUUUUUUUAUUCUUCCUGAACUUCCUGUCUGGUCAUAUUCAUAUUAUUAUUGAUAAGUUUUUCCAUGGUCCUAUAUUUGUAUUAUGAUUUCGUCAGCUGUAGGCAGGUUUCAUCCAAAUACCAUGUCAUACGAAUGGCUUGAUAGCUGCCGUUUUCGCAAAUGGAACCUACUUCGGAUGACUAUUUGAGAACAUAUUGAUAACCUAUCUGUUUGUUUCAACAUGUUAUGGGUAACAGAGGUAGAGAUGGUUAGUCAUAUUCUGUCAAAAGGUGAUAAGCUGGCACUCUUAGCAUAACCAACACUUUCACAGAAUUACUCCGAUCAUCCUAUUUUCUCCUCAUAAAGAGUAUUUUGUGUCACUUCUACGUGUAGGUGGGACGUGGGAAAAUUUAGUGUUAGUUUUUUAAUUCAUGUUAUAUUUAAGAGUGUGUCGGUCAAUCAUGGAAAUGUAUCGUCGUAAUGAAAAUAUGGUUGGGCUAGUCUUUGUGAUAUUUUAUUCACUCGGUAGGUUAGUACGAAAAGCCUUGUAUUGUACCUCCAGUGAAAAUAGUUUUGGUCCCAUGCGAGAGAUGGUCCUGUAUGAGCUUAUUGUAACGAAAUAUCGAACUGUUUCUAUCAAAAACUUGGCAAAAAUUUCCUACAAUCCUAUAAACGUAGUAUUGGCGUUCCAUUUUGUGCUCUUAUCACGGCUGAUAUGCCUUCCAUUGAGACUAUCACUAUGUCAUUCAAAGUUCGAGUAGCCAGUGAGUAGACAAGUUGGGGCCAAGUGUCUGUCAUUAUUAUCAAAAUAAACUUGCCAAUUAGAUUUAAACCCAGUUGAGCAAAAUCUGUCGGGUAGUUUCUUUCGAACUCCCGAUGCCAGGGCGCAAAGUGAAUCAGUUCCCCGCAGAAGUUUAUACCUGCACUAAAAAGGUCAAUAUCAUAAAAUUUCCCACUCGGACGAACACUCAUCACUGGCCAGUUGUCUGUUUCCUACUGAUGUCUCUACUUAGUCAGUGGGUCUUGUUACACAUGGUAUAUCGAUAUCAUUGUUCACUGGUAGUUAGAGUGCAUGUGAUUGUGCAAGUUCUUAUGCAAGUUGGUUUGUGUUAGAUUAUCUCAACGAUUCCUGUUAUGCAAUCGUUUGUCUUUGACUAUGUGAUAUAAUAAAGACUGCAAUACAUAUAA
Molecule: messenger RNA, 2761 nt
Organism: Lineus longissimus
Lineage: Eukaryota; Metazoa; Nemertea; Pilidiophora; Heteronemertea; Lineidae
Product: cerebellar degeneration-related protein 2-like
Exons: 4
Coding region: 110-1492 (460 amino acids)
Source: RefSeq, a predicted model, not a curated record